Messenger RNA from Malania oleifera, 1306 nucleotides. RefSeq names its product GDSL esterase/lipase At5g03610-like. The coding region runs from base 1 to 1074 and encodes 357 amino acids. Gene Ontology annotation, molecular function: hydrolase activity, acting on ester bonds. NCBI's taxonomy places the organism in Eukaryota, Viridiplantae, Streptophyta, Magnoliopsida, Santalales, Ximeniaceae. The record is from RefSeq and is a predicted model, not a curated record. The transcript has 3 exons.
AUGACGAGACAGAAGCUUAUCUUCAUCUUCUCCUCUUCUCUGUUUCCUCUCCUGACCACAUGUUUGAGUUUUCAAGAGUUGAUCUACUCUACUUCCUCUGUGUCCAAAGAUACUUAUUUUCAUCCUGAGAAGCUUUUUGUGUUUGGAGAUUCAUACGCUGAUACGGGUAACACCAUUAAUACUACAGCUUGGGGCUUUCCCUAUGGAAUUACAAAUCCUGGUAAACCGACUGGUCGUUUCUCUGAUGGAAACGUCUUAACUGAUUACGUUGGCAAAUUUUUAGAAAUGGAAUGUGAAAUAUCAACAUAUAGAGGAAGGGAAGAAGGGGACAGAACGCGUGGAAUGAACUUUGCUUAUGGAGGGACAGGUGUGUUCGAUACAAUCUUCUUGGGGCCAAACAUGACCACCCAGAUUGAUUCUCUUCAGCAACUCAUUAACAUUUCCUUCUUCACCCCUUCCGACCUUCACUCCUCCGUCGCCCUUGUCACCCUCAACGGCAACGACUAUGCUACCUUCUUGGCCAAAAAUGGCUCUUAUUCGGAUAUGCCAGCCUUCAUACCACAAGUGGUAAAUCAACUUGUGAAGAACUUGGAACGCAUUUACGGUAUGGGGUUGAGCAGAGUGGCAGUGACGGGUCUGCAGCCUCUCGGGUGCCUCCCUCGGAACACCCAGAGCUCCUCAUUCCAAUCUUGCGACGCCACCAAGAACGCCGUUGCAGAGAACAUCCACAACUCGUUGCUGAAGAAGGCCGUCACCAGGCUCAACGCUCUUCAUCCCACCGACUCCGUUUUCGUCGUCCUCGACCUCUACGCCUCCUUCAUGUCCGUCAUUGAGAACAGAGGAUCAGGCGCAGUGAAAUUCGAGAACCCACUGCAGCCCUGUUGCGUGGGAAUAAGCGCAGGGUACUCCUGCGGGAGCGUGAACGAGAGCGGAGCAAAGAUGUAUACACUCUGCGACAACCCGAGCUCUAAGUUCUUUUGGGACUUCGUUCACCCAACUCAGGCAGGGUGGAAUGCCGUGUACACUGCUUUGAAUGCCACUCUUCUGCAGCUUUACCAGAAGCUAAAAUUUUGAAAACGAAGAAGAAGAAAAUUGUUGUAUGCUUUUCUUUGUCUUUUUUUUUUGCUGCCCUAAAUGCAUUUAGGUCUUUUCUGAGAAUUUUGUAAUUGAAUAAGAAAAAUCAUAGACAUUCCAAUAUGUGCAUCCCUCUUUUGCCUGGAGAGUUCAGAAACAUUCUUCCUUGGGAUGCCUUUAGACCUUAAAUUUAAAUGGAUUUGAAUGAAUAAAGGAUUCGUUAUUUAAAUAA